Ceutorhynchus assimilis (cabbage seed weevil) is the source of this 2026-nucleotide messenger RNA. The record is from the annotation of a GenBank genome assembly. Lineage: Eukaryota; Metazoa; Arthropoda; Insecta; Coleoptera; Curculionidae.
AGUUUAUUUUCUUGUGCCAUCUUAGUUUUUGAGUUUGACAAAAUACCUUUUCGGAUUUGCCAAUCGGAUCAACAACUGUUUGUAUUCUAUCCUUCUUCAAUGAACACGAUUAAAAAAAGACAGCAGCUGCUUAUAGGGUUUAUCAAAUCAACAUUUUAGAAAACGCCACCCGAAAUUUGGCAACGUCGUUUAUUGGUUUUAUAACCUCAUAAUUUUUUUGAAAAAUAUCCAACAGAAUCUCUACUAAAUUUAAAUUGUUCAAAUUGGUGUUUUACAAUGAAAAAGCUCACAACUAACAAAUGGAAAUCUUUUGAAUUUGGCCCCCCUGAAAAAGACACCAAAGAAAACCAAUCUACAACUAGGAAACUGAAAAAUCUACAGCCUAAAAAAUCUCUUAAAUCUGUAAAGGGCUCUAAAACAAAUAACAAUUUGGAUUUUCACAAGAUUAUAGAACCAAAAGUUGUAUCAGAUCUUAUAAUUCACCCAAAGAAAGUCCAAGAAUUGGAAGGAUGGUUGAACACCGUUCUAGGAGGCUCAAAAAAGGAGACUCAUAAGAAGAUUAGGGAUGAAUACCAGGAUCGUGUAAAAAAAGGCGAAUCAGUCGCUCUGAAAUACAGAAAUGGGUUUCCUAUUAUUGAAAUUAAAGCCCAAACAACAGGUCCUACAGGAAGCGGAAAAACUUCAACCGUCCGCCUACUUUGUAAACAAUUAAAUGUAGAUGUCACAGAAUGGACAAAUCCUGUAGACUUAGAUUACGAGAUAAUUAGAGGCCCUGGCCAAGCUGCAAAGUUUCUAGAAUUUUUCUCUGACUCGAAAUACCCAUCCUUAUUCAGCACAAACAAGAAAAAAGUGCUUAUCGUUAAAGAUUUUCCCAACGCUAUUGUGAGAAAUCCUGAUGAGUUUUUCAGCAUUUUGGAGGAUGUACACUUUCAAACAACACACCCAGUAAUAUUUAUUUGUACCGAUUCCAACAGUAAUGAAACAAAUUUACAAAGAAAUUUAUUCCCUGAAGAAGUUUUACUCAAAUAUUCCAUAAGUAAUAUAACUUUCAACUCCUGUGCACCAACUUUACUCAAAAAAGGCCUAAAAAGAGCCCUAGAACUUCUACAAGCCUAUCCUGACACAUUCACUUUGCCUCUAAAUAUCAUAGAAUCAAUUAUAGCCUCUUCUAUGGGCGAUAUACGUUGUGCCAUGAAUCAGCUAUAUUUAGCUAGUAUUCAUGCAGAGACAAAUUUGCCCCUCAUCAAAAUCAUUGGCUCAAAACGCAAGAAAAAUGACCAACCAAAUACAAUCAAACAUAUGAGGAGAGAUGAAACUCUGGGACUUUUUCACGGACUAGGCAGAGUCUUAAAUCCAAAAAAAAUCGAACAAAAUGGCACUUGGAGAUUGAAUUGCGACAUGCAAAAACUAGUAGACGAAUUCACAAUUCAACCAGCCAAAUUCGCUUCGUUUUUGUUUGAGAAUUACUUGAAAUACUUUGGCGAUUUGGAAGAUAUUGAACAAGCAGCUGAAAUUUUGAGUUUUUCCCACAAACUUUUGGAAAACUGGGAUUCGGGCGAGACACUUACAAUUGCCCUGUGGAUAGCUGUAUUGGGACUUAUGGUGUGCAACCAACAUAAAGUUAGCAGAUGGAAUCAGAUCAAAGGACCGAAGAAAAUUGAAAAAGAAGUGUGUGAUAAUGAUGUGUUUAGGCUCCAUCCCUCUGACAGAUACUAUUAUAAUUUAAUUACAAAAUCUGAUAAGUAUCAUAAAUUCAAAUGUGGAACCUAGAAAGGGUUUUUGUUGUAUUUUUUUAUAUUAUUAAUAAAUUAUUUUUCUUUUCCAAUUAUUAGCUGAAGUUUGAUGAGGAACUGAGUUUCAUACUGUUAUCAUUUUAUUGAUUACUAUAUCACAGUAUUUCCAUCCCAGGAAUAUUUCUCUAAAAUCCUCAUAAUAAAAAUCUCCUCUUAGUUAUCUUUGACAUACUUUCAGGACUAAAAUCUACAAAUAAAAUCACAACUAAUAAUUUCAAUUAUUAAGCUUUAUU